AUGAAGCUGACAAUCGCUCUUUUCUAUUCCUUGCUAGUGGCAGGCGUCUCUGCAAGAGGUCUUCGUGUUGGCUGGGAGAAGGUUUUCCUCUAUCUCGCAUACCGCAUCGACCAGCUGGAACCUGAUGAAACCAAACGUACCAUGGGCUUUAAAUGCGCAAACUUUCUCUUGACCGCAUCUGGUGCUCCCUAUUGUAGAGACAAUGCAUGGGUCAAAUGCGAGGUGCUCGAAUAUAAUCCAGCAACUCGGGCAAGAGAGAACCGAAACUGCAUCGGCAUCAAGGAAUGGAUGGCAUUUACCGACGACCAACGAUGGACACGUUUCCCAGUCAACGAAGGUACCACAAAUGCGGAGAAAGCCAAAGCGCCUAUUAAUCUCGACUUCGACAUGAGAGCUGCUGUCAAGAACCUGAACGAUAUGCGGAUGGAUCAGAACAGGUACGCCCCGGCUCGUGUAUAUAAAACACCAGCCAACGGCGCCCCCGUAGCAUUUAAUACCAUGAUUGAGGAUGUUGGCCAGACCGUCAAGAACUACAUCACAAGAGUGGGCACUCUUGUCGAUCACCCAGAAAUUCAGCAACUCAGGACUGCGCUAGACGAAGUUCAGCGAGCGCGUGUUGUUGAUCACUCGCCCAGACUAGUUGAGCACCUUCAGACCGUCUUACCUGGAGGUAUCUACCAUACUAAGAAGGUCGGAACUGACGUUCAAGGGAGGGAUCAAAUGGUAUUUGACCCCGAUGAGACGGUCAGAAGUACGACGCCAAUGGUUUCAAACUUUGAGGAAGAGCUCUACAAAGCCAUUGGGGAAUAUUACGAUAACAGCGACAUUGCCAGAGAUCACAUCAGCGUUAUGCAUAGUAUCGAGACGACUAGGAACCAGAUCAGUAGUAUUUCUUGUGGAAUCUAA
Molecule: messenger RNA, 906 nt
Organism: Boeremia exigua
Lineage: Eukaryota; Fungi; Ascomycota; Dothideomycetes; Pleosporales; Didymellaceae
Exons: 1
Coding region: 1-906 (301 amino acids)
Source: RefSeq, a predicted model, not a curated record